Misgurnus anguillicaudatus (oriental weatherfish) is the source of this 1880-nucleotide messenger RNA. Lineage: Eukaryota; Metazoa; Chordata; Actinopteri; Cypriniformes; Cobitidae. The record is from RefSeq and is a predicted model, not a curated record.
UUCAGCAGGCCAAUUGAUUGGAACUAUAAUACCUGGCAGGAACUCCUGGAUGCCACUGCUUAGGAAAUCCAAAUUAACCCUACUCCAGGUGCCUUUCCUGACGUGACUGACUAUCAGCAAGCAGAAAUCCUAGUCCUAAAACAAGCUCAACAGGAAUCGUUUCCUAAGGACUUUCAACACCUAGUAAAUGGGAAAUCAGUGUCCUCAGAUAGUCGUCUACUUACCUUGGCUCCUGAAAUGGACAAAUCUAGUGGUUUGAUCAGAGUUGGAGGUCAACUGAGAAGAGCACAGAUGAUCGAAGAAUCGACCAUACACCCCAUUGUCUUGGAUGCUUACCAUCCAGUUACCCAACUACUGAUUAAGCAUUAUGAUUGUAAGCUGCGUCAUUCAGGACCAGAGAGGUUGUUUGCAGAAAUGCAACGUUGUUAUUGGAUUCUCCGUGGCCGUGAAGCCAUUCGCCGGUAUCAGCAUCGGUGUACCGAAUGUCAGCGCUGGAGGGCACAACCAGUCAUUCCUAAAAUGGCGGACUUACCUUCUGCCCGUCUCCGUCUACAUAAACCUGCCUUUUACUCAUGUGGAGUAGAUUGCUUUGGACCAAUGGUGAUUAGAAUUGGGAGACGCACAGAGAAACGCUGGGGAAUAAUCUUUAAAUGCUUAACAACAAGGGCAGUGCACCUGGACCUCCUCAGCACCAUGAGUACAGAUUCCUUUUUAAUGGCCCUUAGGCGGUUUAUUGCAAGACGUGGAACACCAGCAGAACUGUGGUCUGACCAAGGAACAAAUUUUCGAGGGGGAGAGAGAGAACUGAGAGAAGCCUUUGCAGUGAUGGCCCCUGAGUUGCAAACUCGGCUUGCUAGUCAAAAAAUUCAGUUUAAUUUUAACCCCCCAGCAGCUCCACACUUCGGAGGGGUAUGGGAGAGGGAGGUGCGCUCAGUAAAGUCAGCACUCUUUACUACCCUAGGAACUCAAUCCCUUCCCGAAGAAGUCCUCAUGACCGUCCUUCUAGAGGUGGAGGCAAUUCUGAACACUAAACCUUUAGGGUAUGUGUCAUCGGAUAUUGCAGAUAGUGACCCAGUAACACCAAACAGUUUGCUUAUGGGGCGGCCAGAUGGCUCUUUGCCACAAGUGAUCUACCCAAAAUCUGACUUGUUAAGCCACCGACGCUGGAAACAUUCACAAGUCUUAGCCGAUAACUUCUGGUCCCGGUUCAUUCGUAACUAUCUUCCUACUCUGCAAACAAGGCAAAAGUGGCACUCCUCCUCACCUGACUUGACAGAAAAAAUGGUUGUUAUGAUAGUUGAUCCCCAACUUCCUCGGGCCUUUUGGCCUAUUGGACAUGUCAUCAAGAUCCACCGCAGUGCUGAUGGACAUGUUAGAUCUGCGGAUGUAGACAUAAAGGGGCAGGUCUACACUCGACCAGUAGCAAGACUAGUAAUUUUACCAGCUCUCCCAGAUAAUGGAAACUGACAAACCAACUUAAGUCGAGUUGAGUAGCCUUUUAGUAGGAACAAAGCUGCUUAGCACCUUUGGGGGCGGCUGUAUAAAAGGCUGUAGAGGAAAGAGACUUCUACUGUGAGACUUUGAUUUUGAUAAGUGCAAUUCCUGAACUUUCCAGGAGGCGGCGGUAGCGUUCUUAUUCACUACCUGCUGUGUUAUAGUUGAAUACUGAGAGAACGUCAGCGGUUUAACUAUAAGUUUCUCCUGCCUGUCUUUCUGGUUUAUCGUUGGUGAUUUGGUGUUCAAGUGUUAGUACAUGACAAAUAAACUAUGAUUCAAUACACUUUGAAAAAGAAGCUCCCGUCUCCUCAUCAUUAAAGUGUUCUGACCGACACACAGGAGUGUUCACUGUAUAAAUUUCAAGCCAGAGCCUAUAAGUCUAA